AUGGGACUUGGGGGACAUGAACUUGGGUGCAAGUGCAGAGUGCAAGUGGAAGUGCAGGAGCACCUUGGAGUCUGUCUCUUGUCUAUCUGGCGCCUUGCAGUGCCAUCUGUGCUCUCUCUGUCUGUUUCUCUCAAUCUUUACCUCUCUCUCCACGGAGUGUCGACCUGUCGUAUCCCACACCCCUCCCCCCCGGCUACCUAUUUGGAGCCCCCGAUACUUUGUACUUCGUACCCUACUCCGUACCCCCCGUCCCUUUAUAUAUAUCCUCCUCUGCCCUCCCACCUCACACCCCUAGCUGUCACUAUUUGCUAUAGACCAGCUGCACUCUGCACUCGAGAGUCGACUGAAACCGCCCAGUCUCAGAUUUCCUUGAGGGAGAUCGCGAACUUCACGUCACCGCCAACCAUGUCUCUGACCGGCCAGACUAUGCCCGCAAGGGAGUCGGUACAUUCCAGCCGAGAGGACCGUGUUACCUCCACCAUCACAGACAAGAAGGAUCAGUCACAAAGGACCUCUUAUAGAGACUCGCUCCCCAACGCACCACGACCAUCCGUCCAAAACGACGACGCCCCGAACGAGAACGAGAACGCAAAGAUGUAUGGCGACUACUACGAAGAGAUGACGGGUCCUUCCCCCAAGAAGACCCAACCCACACAAACGGCACCAGCGCUACCAGCCAAGAGCUCAUUGCGAGCUUCCAGACUCCUCGACGGCAUGGCCCUCAAGAUCAUCACAAACCAACCUGCACAAGCAGCACCCCAAGAAGUCUAUCUCUCUUCCGAAGAAGAAGCUUCCUCCUCCGCCGACGAGUUUUCAGACUACGAUUACGAGUCCGAGAGCGCAGAGUCCGCCGACUCCCCCGUCCGCAGAAAGAGCCAAGAGGACACUGCCCGCGUUGUGUCUGUCGUCUUCGCCGGAAAGCCCUCCAUCAUCGACCUCCCCUCAACAAGAAGGUCCGCCUCGCCCGAGUCCAUGGAGUCCAGCAGGCCCCCGAGUCGCUUGGUCAUCUCAUCAACAGCACCCUCAUUGCGCAGAAUGUCCACCUCCUCCACCAGUGGCGCCUCCUUCUCUCCCGUUUUCCACCCACCCAGGUCAAGCAGCAUGAUGAUCACCAGCAGCAUGCUGCCCAAGGAGAAGCCUUCCUUCCUCAGCAUCGACCCCUACGCCAGCAAGCCAUUUGACGAGCGGGCCGAGGAGCCGCAAGCGGAGCCCGAGAAGCUCGAGAGACCCAAGACUCCCACUUCCCAACUAUUCAAGAGGACCCUCAGCAUUGUCCGCAAGCGCAGCCGUCCUCAGCUGAGAGACCUCGCUGCCAACAACUCCUCUCGCGACCGCCUGUCCUCGCCGUCACUGGGUCACCUCCCCUUGUCGGCCCACGCAGACAUUAGGGAAGAGCCCGAGCAAAAGGCACCUUGGUCCGCCGUCAGCUAUCACGAUAUUAUGCGUGCGGCCAAGAAGAACGCGCAGAACCAGCCUCCGACCCCAUCCACCCCCGUCGCUCAGGUACAAUCGCCCAGCUCACCGGCGGGCAACACCCGGAGCCGAAUCCUCAGCGGCUUCACCAACCGCAGAAAGAGCAUCAAGAUUGGCUAG
Molecule: messenger RNA, 1593 nt
Organism: Colletotrichum paranaense
Lineage: Eukaryota; Fungi; Ascomycota; Sordariomycetes; Glomerellales; Glomerellaceae
Exons: 3
Coding region: 1-1593 (530 amino acids)
Source: RefSeq, a predicted model, not a curated record